Molecule: messenger RNA, 1295 nt
Organism: Eruca vesicaria subsp. sativa (arugula)
Lineage: Eukaryota; Viridiplantae; Streptophyta; Magnoliopsida; Brassicales; Brassicaceae
Source: the annotation of a GenBank genome assembly
AACGAAUAGAAUAUACGAGAAGAAAUGUAGGUCCACAAAGUCACUAACAUGGUUUUGACAUCUCUUACUCCCUAUAUAUAGGUUGUUGUGUUGCUUCUCGAGUCUUAGAAAUACAUUAUAACUUGUAAGUAUAUUAGGUACCUAUUUGAGCACAUCUCCAGACUAUAUCUAUCUAUAGAGAGAGGAGAGAGAUGGGGAGGCAACCAUGUUGUGACAAAGUAGGUUUGAAGAAAGGGCCAUGGACUGCUGAAGAAGACAAGAAGCUCAUCAACUUCAUCCUCACUAAUGGCCACUGCUGUUGGAGAGCACUUCCCAAGCUUUCUGGACUGUUGAGAUGUGGAAAAAGCUGCAGAUUAAGAUGGAUCAAUUAUUUGAGACCUGAUUUAAAAAGAGGUCUUUUAUCAGAACAUGAAGAACAAAUGGUCAUUGAUCUUCAUGCCCAACUUGGCAAUAGAUGGUCAAAGAUUGCCUCUCAUCUACCAGGAAGAACUGAUAAUGAAAUAAAGAACCAUUGGAACACACACAUAAAGAAAAAACUAAGGAAGAUGGGUAUUGACCCUACGACCCAUAAGCCUCUCCCUGAACAAGACGGUUCACAACAAGCUCAAGGGAGCAAGAAGAGCUUAUUGCCUCAGGAUAACAAGGCCACAAAACAAGGCCAAGAAAAUAAACAAACUAAAGAAAAACAAGAACCUCAUCAACUAGAGAUAGAGUUGGAUACGAACAACACAACGACUGAUGAUGGGUUUUGCAUUGAUGAAGUCCCAAUGCUCAAUCCGCAUGAGAUAUUACUGGACUUCUCUUUUGGUCAUCAUCAUACUAAUGAUGAUAAUGCGCAUAUUAGCAUUAGUAAAUCCACUUCUCCUUCUUCCUCUUCCUCUACAUCGUCGUGUAUAUCAUCAGUACAGGGUGAGGAGUUCUCGAAGUUUCUUGAUGAAAUGGAGAAUAUUGACCUCAAGUGGCUAUCAUCCGAUGAGUCAUCACUGGAUAACAUUAAUUACAAAGACGGCAAGUUCCACAACAAUGUUGAUACGAUAAUGAACUUGUGGGACAUCAAUGAUUUGAGCAGCUUGGAAUUGUUUAUGAAUGAUCAUGAUGAUGGUUUUGUUGGAAGCGGAUGUUCAAGAAUGGUUUAGACUAAUAUUCAUGAACAUUUUACUUUAAUUUUUUUUCUUCCAUGUUGUUUUCAAUUAGUUAUUUUUGUUUGUUGAACGAUUUGGAUUUGGACUUGGUUUGCAAUAUAGUGGAUGAUUAGGUGUAAAAUACAUAUGUAAUAACGAUUGCAAUGGUGAACA